AUGGCGAUUGAUCAACGUUCAUUAAUUGUUAAUUUGCAUGAUGUAAAAGCAUUAAAGUUUGGCUCAUUUAAAUUGAAAUCCGGCGAAUUAUCAAAAUAUUACCUGGACCUAAGAGUGAUCGUAUCGUACCCGUACUUGCUUAAAGAAAUUUGUUCGCUAGUUACCGCAGCCAUUCUUGAAGAUUCCUCCGAUUUUUCUAAAAAUCAAGUACGAUUAUGUGGUGUACCUUAUACUGCUUUGCCUAUAGCCACUGGCGUGUCUUUAGAUACAAAUUUACCCAUGUUGAUCCGCAGAAAAGAACAAAAAAAAUAUGGUACUAAAAAAUUAAUUGAUGGUGAAUAUUGUUGUGGUGAUAAUGUAAUUGUUAUUGAAGAUGUCAUCACAAGUGGAGACAGUAUCUUAGAAACAGUUGUGGAUUUAGAGACUAGCAAUUUAAAUGUAGAAAAUGUAAUUGUUCUAGUGGAUAGACAACAAGGAGGAGUACAGCGUUUAAUUAAACGAGGACUUAAAAUCAAAAGUCUUUUUAACAUUACCGAAAUUGUGACAAUACUAAAAGAAGAAGCAAAAAUAAGCAAGGAAGAAUAUCAAGAUGUUAUUGAUUAUGUUGAAAAUAAUCAAGUUGAACGAGUGACAAUUUGUAGAAAAAAUCCAUCAAGAACAAAAAUGGGAUUUAAUGAAAGAUCAGAAUUAUUGGAAACCUCCAAAAUAACUCAGAAAAUCUUUAAAUUAACUUUAGAAAAGAAAAGCAACUUAUGUGUUGCUGUUGAUGUUGAUACCGCUGACAAACUUUUAGAUAUUACUGAAAAAGUAGGACCCUACAUUUGCAUUUUAAAAACUCAUAUUGAUGCUAUUAGUGGUGUCACAGAAGCUACUCUAAAUAGUUUAAAACUAAUGGCAAAGCAAUACAAUUUCCUUAUAAUGGAGGAUAGAAAAAUGGCAGAUAUUGGUAACACAGUAAAACUACAAUAUAAUAAAAUAGUGAAAUGGGCAGAUCUAGUGACGGUACACAGUAUUUCUGGUGGAAUGAUGUUAAAGGGCCUACAAGAAGUAAUCAAUGAAGAUAAAGAUUUAUUAGGUAAUCGAGGUGUAUUUAUCAUUGCAGAAUUAAGUUGUGAUGGAAAUUUAAUAUCACAACAAUAUAUUAAAGAAACUGUUAAGAUAUCUGAAGAAUAUAAAGAUAUUGUUGUUGGUUUGGUAUGCCAAUCAGAUGAUGUAAUUCCAUCACCAAGCUUAAUUCAACUUACACCUGGUGUGAAUAUGAAAAAUUCUGAAGAUUCACUUGGUCAAAAAUAUCAAAAUCCUAGCGAUGUUAUUUUAACCAAAGGUGCUGAUAUUGCUGUCGUUGGUAGAGGCAUUGUUCAAGAUGACAAUCCUGCUGAGGCUGCUAAAUUAUACAAAGAAUGGUUAUGGAAUACAUAUAUAGAACGUGUUUCAAAUUCAUAAAAUGAAAAAUAUCAAAUAUCUGUGUAACUUAUACUUUAAGUUAUAAAUUGAUAAAUACUUUGAAUUUUGUGUAAUAUCACACAUUCCAUUUUAUUUUAGAACACUUUUAAUGUAUUUUUUUGUAAAUGUAUUCAACAAAUUUUGUUACCCAAUAGUUAUACGAUAGGUUUUGUGCUUUUCAUUGUU
This is a messenger RNA of Sipha flava (yellow sugarcane aphid), 1629 nucleotides long. It is a transcript of the gene r-l, whose product is annotated as uridine 5'-monophosphate synthase. Gene Ontology annotation, biological process: 'de novo' UMP biosynthetic process; 'de novo' pyrimidine nucleobase biosynthetic process. The record is from RefSeq and is a predicted model, not a curated record. Bases 1 to 1443 code for a protein of 480 amino acids. The transcript has 7 exons. Gene Ontology annotation, molecular function: orotidine-5'-phosphate decarboxylase activity; orotate phosphoribosyltransferase activity. NCBI's taxonomy places the organism in Eukaryota, Metazoa, Arthropoda, Insecta, Hemiptera, Aphididae.